Messenger RNA from Amoebophrya sp. A120, 1000 nucleotides. The record is from the annotation of a GenBank genome assembly. NCBI's taxonomy places the organism in Eukaryota, Dinophyceae, Syndiniales, Amoebophryaceae.
AGUGGUUAUAACACGGACGGAGCGGGCGAGGAGGCCGGGGGGUUGUAUGACCUGCCAGCACAAAGGGAGAAGAAGAAGACGAAGCGGGGCGGUGGGUCCUUUUCCGCAUUCGUCGAAAAGAGGACUUGGAAACAGAAAAACACCAUUUUCGGAAGCAGAAGAACCAGCAAGAAGCCGAGUGGUAAAGAGCAAGAGCGUAUGCAUCGCAAGUAUGUCUGGGUCUGGAAACUUGUGAUGCUACAGUGUGGAUGAUGGAAACACUUCCGAAUGCAGCCAAGCAUAAGAACACUCCAGAACGCUUUCUCAUGCGCAGCCCGCAUGAGAAACUGCGUUUUUGUAUGACAGAAUAGGCUGCGGCUUUUGUUGGUCAUGCAACACGACAAAUCCCACAGGAAUGUAAGACCAGCAUUACAAGUUCGAACUUCCCCCCAGACACAGACAUAUUCGCAGUGGAUAGAGCGACGUGGCAAAAAUCGGCACCAUGAGCACCACCGCAGAAAGAGCAGAAAGGGGAAAAGGACUAUUGUAAGGAAAAAUGCUCCCAUCCCAGAACUUGGAAGCAUUUGUAUUGCAAACUCUUCCAAUGGAAAUAUUUGCCCUCUUGCAUGUAUCAGCAUCACAAUCGUGAAUAAAGCAACCUCUUGCAUGUAUUUUCAAUCGUGAAUAAAGCAAAAAUUUGCAUUGCAAAAGACCCCAGCAAGAGCACUGCUUGUCAUGCAAGCGAUGCUGUAUACCUAUACGACUAAAAUCUGCAUCAGAAAAAUUCAUAGUCCUUUCAUUGGCAAAAAGUUUUCAUUUGGAAACUUCGCAUCACAAAUUGUCGCAACUUGCGGGGUGGGGGCAUUUUUCACUGCAAUAAGGCCUGCCGGAAGUUCCUCCCGAGACCGGCGUGGCAGCAGAAGCCGACGAGAGGGGGAUUCCCGUCGAGAGCGCGGGCGUACAAGCCGACCUUCUGAGCGGCGGAGAAAGCUGCGGCCCCCGCCGGAUAAGAUUGCGCUAG